Gongylonema pulchrum is the source of this 804-nucleotide messenger RNA. NCBI's taxonomy places the organism in Eukaryota, Metazoa, Nematoda, Chromadorea, Rhabditida, Gongylonematidae. The record is from the annotation of a GenBank genome assembly.
AUGUUCGAUGGGCUUGGUGCGGUGAUGUUCGGUAUGCCAGCGGCACGUCCGUUCGAUUUGCAGUUACGCUGCUUCUCGGCACCAUUCUACGAGCGUGCCGAUUCCAAGAAAAUCAACGAACUCAAUCAUGGCGGAAAAAUUCUGUUACCGCCAUCGGCACUCGAUUUAUUGGUUCGGCUAAACAUCGAAUAUCCGAUGAUGUUCCGAGUGUCCAGCCUGAGUGAUCCGGAACUCGCGACGCAUUGUGGUGUGCUGGAAUUUUUGGCCGAAGAAGGUCGGGCCUAUCUUCCAUCCUGGCUGCACCUCAACGAAGGUGAAUGUGUUCGUAUAACAUAUGCAUCACUUCCAAAAGCUACAUACACAAAACUGAAACCACAGUCCACCGAUUUUCUGGCAAUAUCGAAUCCAAGAGCUGUUCUGGAAGUUGAGUUGCGUAAAUUUGCUUGCCUUACAAAAGGCGACAUUAUUGCUGUUGAAUCGCUGCCAACAGGAGCGGCCGCAGAAGUGGUAGGUUCGAAAACUGGUGGUGGUUUUGCGGCUUUUUCUGGUGCUGGGCAUCGUCUGGAUGGUAAGUCAAAAGCGUCGUCAUCAUCACUGGCCGAAAUGGACACAACCGAGCGUUCUCUUCCAGCGCUAACUGUUAAUACGAAUUAUACACCGGGCAACUUAAACUUCGUGAGAUACGACUAUAAAUGUCGUGCAUUCAUGGAGAAACAUUUGGCUGAUGCAUCAAAAUCGAAAAAAACCGCUGGUACAGUACCGUUCGAAGGCGGUGGCCAUGCACUGCGUGCAACACGUCGUUGA